Messenger RNA from Cylindrotheca closterium, 3684 nucleotides. The record is from the annotation of a GenBank genome assembly. Lineage: Eukaryota; Bacillariophyta; Bacillariophyceae; Bacillariales; Bacillariaceae.
AUGAGUGAAGAGGAGCGCACCAGCCGAAGGGACAGAAAGAGCGGAACGAGCAGCCGCAGAGGAAAAGAUCGUGAUAGAGGCAAGGAUCGUGAUAGGGAUCGUGAUAGGGAUCGUGAUCGUGAUAAGGACCGCGAUAAGGACCGCGACCGCGAUAAGGACCACGAUAGACGCAAGGACAAGCUCUCCAGUACUGACCGCAAGAGCAGCAGACGUCACCACAGCGACAAGUCUUCUUCUAAAGAUCAUCGAAGCAGCAGCAGACGCCACGCUUCUUCGAAGGGUAGGUCUCCCUCCAGAAGCAGCACCAAGCCUGUCCCAGUACCCUCGUCCCCUCUCCGAACCAGCAAGCGUUCUAGUGAAGCAGCGUCUCCUUCGAGAAGCAAGCAUGCUAAAGGAACAGACUCAGACGCAGAAGCACACACCAAGGAAGAAAAGUUGCUUUUUGUUGGUGAUGAUGAUGAUGAUGCGAAAGCCAAGGCAAAAGCAUCUGGAGGCGAACGAGCUACCACGCCUGGUAUUCAAGUCGUGGAAGAAAACAAGCCAUCAUCCUCCGCUUCAAAACCAUCCAAGAGCAAAUCCAAGCGAUCUUCGAGACCUUCUCGUGGAGGAGCUGCGGCCGUGGGAGCUGCGGCUGGUGUGGGUGGCGCGACUGCCCUUAUGAUGAACGAUGACAAGAACAAGCACAGCAAGAAGGAUCUCAUGGAUAUGGAUUCUCUUGCUGUUCCCAACGAUGCAAUGGAAACUGCUGGACCUGAUGAAAAGACCAACAAGCGCAAGUCCAAGCAAGAAAAGAAGGAAGAAGAAGAAGAAGAGGAAAAGAAGAAAAAGAGAAAGAGAGCCAUCCUUUUGUGUCUCUGCCUAUUGCUCCUCAUCCUCGCCAUUGUGCUUGGCGUCAUCUUUGGGUUGCGCGGAGGUGAAGAUGAAGUCGCGUCUCUCCAAGAUACUCCUGCCAACGGGUCGGCAUUCCCAUCUGGAUCCCCUUCUGGGGCUCCUUCGGAAGGUCCUACAGCCACCUUUCAACUCUACGAUCCACCAAGUCUGGAAGACUGUGAACUCGUGGCCCUGAACCGUACUUCCCCCGAGGAACGAGCCGAGUUGGAUCAAUUUAAUUUUGGUCUUACCAUUGAUGUCACUUUGGAAACGGAGGAAGACAUCAAUGCCACUCAAGUCGUUACCCUUGCCUCAGCCAUUCAACAGAAGCUUGUUCCUCUUUUGAUUGGUUGUUCUGACAUCAGUCGUCGCAACUUGGUAGAGACAGAUACUUUCAUGAUCCGAGGUGCCUCUCAGAACCAGAGACUUCUUGCGUUUGGCGAGAAUCUUCGUGAGAAACGCUAUGUGAUUAGGGAUGCCUUUGUCCAGGGAACGCCACAGGACGCUGACUGUACCGAAACUCGAUUCACGGCGCAAUGCCACAGAGUGUUUUUUGAACUCUCCGUAUUCUUGAAGGGACCAAUUCCACUCUUUCAGAUUAUCACAUUGAUCUCCGAAGCUGAGAAAGAAUUGAUUGCGGAAGGUGAAGAAAAUAACUUGAAAGUUCCAUUGGAAUUGGAGUUUCCCUUCUUUGCCGUUCGAUUGGUUGAAGGUAUUAGUAACCUCUCACCAACAACGGCACCUUCUUCGAUGCCAACGGGAAUUCCAAGCAUCCCACCUUCGGAUGUGCCAUCCGAAACUCCCACUGGAGGUUCUGGUUCUGGAGGUCCUGGUGGUGGUCCUGGUGGUGGUCCUGGUGGUGGUCCUGGUGGUGGUCCUGGAGGUCCCGGUGCUCCAACAGCUCCAACACUAGCUCCCGUUAUUGGCGAAGGUGAAGGAAGUAUGCAGCCUAGUUCCGUUCCUUCCGAGUCUCCAUCUGAAUUUCCAACUUCGGCUCCGGUAUCUGGUCCAACACUUCCACCAACACCACGUCCUACUGCAUUGCCAUCUUUUUCACCAAGUCUUGUGCCUACAAUUCCCCCUUCUUCGGCACCGACACUGGCUCCUGUGAUUGGUCCAACUCCUCCACCGUCGAGCCAACCCAGCGUAGUACCAUCUGUUGGACCGAGUUUGGUUCCAACACCUGUGGCAAGUAAUGCACCAUCUAUGAAUCCAUCAUCCAAGCCGAGUAGGGCUCCUUCUUCCCUACCAUCAAUGAGGCCAUCAAUGAGGCCAUCUUCCAAUCCAUCAACGAAGCCAUCAACGAAACCAUCUGUCGCUCCGUCAAUGAAGCCUUCUAUGGUUCCUUCGGAAGCUCCCAGUGGAUCUCCGUCAGCCAAAUUAUGCUACUGUUUGCUGUCAGACUCCUGUGACAGUCCCAUUUCUCGCGUUACGAUUGGUUGUGGUUCUUGCGCUGCUAGCCAAUCUUGUGUGAAUCUAUCUGGAACAGGAACAAUUGGAGAGAAUUCUUGCCUCGAGGCAAACGCUUGCGAUGGAACAACUCUGGGCACUAUUGGCGAUGGCAGCUGUACUCUGGCGAAUGCAUGCAAUGGCGCAGACGUGGGUACCAUUGCCGGUGGUAGUUGCACCGGAUUGGAUGCUUGCAAUGGCGCUACCGGGACGAGGAUCCUCGGCGGUAGCUGCCUUGUUACAAAUUCUUGUAAAGGCGCACAAGUGGAUACCAUUGCCGCCGGUAGCUGCACCGGAUUGAAUGCUUGCACUGACGCUGACGGAACAGGAAUCGGCGCUGGUAGCUGCCUUGCUGAAAAUUCUUGCAAUGCCGCACAAGUGGAUACCAUUGCCGCCGGUAGCUGCACUCGAUUGAAUGCUUGCACUAACGCUGACGGAACAGGAAUCGGCGCUGGUAGCUGCCUUGCUGAAAAUUCUUGCAAUGGAGCGACGACGGAUAUUGGCACCGGAAGCUGCACAGCAGCAAGAAGUUGUGCUCUGCGGGAAAUAACAGCUGGUGAUGGGAGUUGCGUUGGAGCAAAUUCGUGUCGGAAUGAUGCGAAUGGAUCGCUCGGUGCUCUGGAUGUUGGAGCUGGCUCCUGUGCCAGUGCUUACGGAUGUUUCUCACAAAGUGGAACAGCAGGAGAUAGGUCUUGUCUCGGUGAUUAUGCAUGUGCAGGACGGAGUAUACUGACUAUUGGAGAAGGCAGCUGCAUAGAGGCCAACUCUUGCUCAGGUGAAGAAUAUGCAUCGGGCACCGUACCCUCUACCUUUGCGAAACCAAUCACAGUGGGAGCAGGUACUUGUACAGUAUCAGGUUCCUGUCGCGGACGCGAGUUGGAUGCUGGUGCGGCUAGCUGCACUGCUGCUUAUAGCUGUGAUGGCUUUGGCAACCAGGGCGGUACUAUCAAAUUAGAUCCUUCCAAGACAGGGGCACUCACUGUGGGGGAUGGUUCGUGUACCGGCUCGAACGGGUGUUUGUCGUAUAGUGGGAAAGUCGAGGCAACAUCCUGCAUAGGCGAGAAUGCGUGUGCCGGACGAAAUGUAUUGACUAUUGGAGAAGACAGCUGCAAGGGAGUAGGCGCUUGCUCAGGUUUAGUAAGAGAUCAAGGGAACGAUAUAGUUCCAACUGAUCCUGCAGCCAUUAGAUCGAUGACAGUCGGCAGCGGCAGUUGCAAUUGCGAUGGUUGUUGCGCGUGCAUGACAAUUGUCCCUGCUAACAGCUGUAACGCAGUUGGCAACAACGCAGUAGCCGCAUCAAACGGCGCGUGUUGCAAAGCUAACGGUGACCCCAUUUUCACCGCCAUACCGGGAAUCUUAGAAUAA